AUGCCCGACAGUACAUUCGCAGGCCUCGGCCUUUCGGUGGUUGGGCUGGGGACGCAGUACCCAGCCCACUCGCUCAGGGCCGCAGACGUAGAUGCCUUGAGCAAGAGGUUCUAUACAGACUCGCCCGCCAUGGCAAAAGUCAUGUCAAUUAACCGGGCAGCUGGAAUAGAGUCCCGCGCCAGCAUCGCACCGCCCGAAGACCCCAUGUACAACCAGGAGAACGCCCCUUCAAUUGCAGACUUGCACAAGAUCUUUAUUCGCGAAGGCGUGCCCCUAGCUAUCAGCGCAGCGAAAAAGGCCAUCAAGGAGUCCGCGCUAGAGCUCGACCGCAUCACGCACGUCGUAUCAGCCACUUGCACCGACAGCGCCAACCCGGGCUUUGACCAUUCCGUAGUCAAGGGUCUCGGCAUCACCCACCAGGUCGAAAAGGUUCUGCUUCACGGCGUAGGCUGCAGCGGUGGGCUAGCGGCGCUCAGGACGGCGGCCAACCUCGCAUUGGGCCACACGGCACGGGGCCUGCCGGCGAGGGUGCUCUGCGUGACGCUGGAGAUCAACACGCCGAUGGUGAGGAGCGAACUGGACAGCAUACAGGAGUCGCAGCAAGUCAGAAUCGCUGCGUGUCUGUUCUCGGACGCGGCGACGGCCGUGGUGCUGAGCAAUGGCAUCGGCGAACAGGCCGAGCCUGUCUACGAACUGCUGGGAUGGGAUCACAGGAUCAUCCCCGACACGGAAAGUGAGCUUGGCUUCGACGUUGAUCCAGCUGGUUGGAAAGCGGUCCUGACGCCGCGGGUUCCCCAAGUCACCGCAGCGGCAAUCCUCCCGACUUUUGAGGACCUGCUGGCCGCUCUGCCUCCAUUACCGCCACCAUACACAGCUGCUACAGAUUUCGACUGGGUUUUGCACCCUGGCGGCCCUGCAAUCUUGGUCAACGCAGAGCGCGCCUUGGGCAUCACUCGUCAACAUCUACGGGCCAGCUACGACGUGUACGUCAACAGGGGCAAUUCCGGCUCUGCGACGAUAUACAGCGUCUUGGACCGCCUGCGAUGUAUGGUCGCCGAUACUAGCUCGGAUAACGAGGGUCGGCGCGAGUACAUCGUCGCGUGCGCGUUUGGCCCUGGCGUUGCGGUGGAGAUGUGCAUCCUGCGGCGCCGGGCACCUUGA
This is a messenger RNA of Purpureocillium lilacinum, 1161 nucleotides long. Its product is annotated as type III polyketide synthase. Gene Ontology annotation, molecular function: acyltransferase activity, transferring groups other than amino-acyl groups. Gene Ontology annotation, biological process: polyketide biosynthetic process. The record is from RefSeq and is a predicted model, not a curated record. NCBI's taxonomy places the organism in Eukaryota, Fungi, Ascomycota, Sordariomycetes, Hypocreales, Ophiocordycipitaceae.